CAGUCCAAGUGUGAUCCAUACUGGCCAGAUGAAAAUGAGAUGACAUUUGGAGAAAUACGUGUCAGACUGGCUGCUGCACAAGUUUUUGCUGAUUAUAUUAUAAGGCGUCUUCAAUUUUACCUGGUAUGUUAGUUUGAUACACUUGAGUAUUUAUUUCAUUAUGAGAACUACAAUGUUUUACUUUUUUAAUACAUAUUCAGUUAACAAAAUAUAUUUCAAAGGUAAAAACAUAUCAAUAAUUCAAACCCAUAAGUUUUGAACAAGGAAAAUAAAUAAUAUGACCUAGUUAAUCAAACUGCAAGGGAAAUUGUUUGUCUUUGUGUACACAUUUUAAUUAAAUUCUAUUAUCAGAUUUAGCAAAUAUAUGAUCUUAUUGAAUAAAUAAUCCAUGAUUCGAUAAUUUAUUAAACUUAGUUAACUAUUCUAUCCACCGAUCCAGGACUCGCAUCCAAUGCACCCAGUGACACAGUUUCACUUCACAUCCUGGCCAGACAAGGGUGUACCAGAAAACCCCUGGGCUCUAGUGGACUUUGAACAAAGAGUGGCGGCAACUGCCACCAAAAGGCCCAUAGUGGUUCACUGCAGGUUGGCAAAUAUAACUAUUACUUAAUUUCACAUAGCCUUAUGACAUAUCUUCAAUGAAUCUUGAAUUCGGCUGAAAUAUUGAGAGACAAUAAAGAUUUUAUUUUAGGAGGGGAGAAAAUGUUUACUUGUAACAAAAAUAAAAACUACUAAAAAUGUAACAAUAUGUAUUUUGUUUUAAAUGUGACAACAAUAAAAAUGUUAUUGUAAUGAUCUCUUUCAAAAGAUGGUUAAAAAGGUAAAUUUGAUUUUUCAGACCAUCAUUUUAAAUUUAUGUAAAAAUAGUAUAUUCUUCCUAUUUUUGUUCUUCGUCCAGACAUUUUUACUUUAAAUUUUCAAAAAGAAUACUCAAUGCGACAUAAAUUUAACUUGAUCCUUUUUUUUUUCGUCAGUGCCGGUGUGGGCCGUACAGGAACAUUCAUAGCUCUACGUAACGUAAUGAGAGAAGCUGAGGAUACACAACAGAUGGAUUUUUUCACUACUGUGGCCAAACUCAGGCAGGACAGGACGAUGAUGAUACAGACAGCUGUGAGAUUUUUUAGCAUCACUUUUUAUUAG
Messenger RNA from Lymnaea stagnalis (great pond snail), 1140 nucleotides. NCBI's taxonomy places the organism in Eukaryota, Metazoa, Mollusca, Gastropoda, Lymnaeidae. The record is from the annotation of a GenBank genome assembly.